UACACACAAUUUACGGCCAUCUCUGCAAUUCUGUUUUACUCUUUCAUCCACACCCAGAGGACGCCAUGACUCUUGUCGAAUCAGAAUUCUCCAAGGAUCCGAACCCGAACCCGAACCAGGUCCCGCCGGAGGCGGACGACAAGAUCCAGACUGAUGGAAAAAACAAAGCUGCUGAAGACUCUCUGUCUCAACUUGAAGUAGAGGAGGAGGAAGAGGAGGAGGAAGAGGAAGAGGAAGAAGAAGAUGAUGAUGAUGAUGAUGAAGAAGAAGCAGAAGAAGAAGAAGAAGAAGAAGAAGAAGAAGAAUUUGAGAUGUGUGAUGUUUGUUUGAAGGACAAGGAACACUGGACGGAUGAAUGCCCAUACCUGGUUCGUAUCCCAAACCCAAUGGAAGUAACUCUUGGCAAAGGUUAUUAUAUGGUUUGUGUGCACUGUAAUCUGAGGGGUGGCCACUCUGAUAUAGUUGGUACACAAUGUAAAGUGUGGGGUGACCACCCUGAUAGGAGGUGGAAAGGACGUGCUAUUGUCAAGGUCUGUGGUAUUUGUGAGGGCGUACGCCACUGGUCUGCAGAGUGCCCAAAAAAGCACUUAUUACAAAAGCAAAAGAGUCUGUUGGAGUGUGCUGCUGAAUAUCGGUCGUGGUUGGCUACCAAAAAAUGUCAAGCUGCUUGAUUUGUUGAAUCAUAAUUUCUAGCACAAACAUGUGUGUGUCAGCUAAUUAUCAUUUGGAACACAAACUUAGGCAGCUUUUUUAUCUAUGAAGUAAAAUCAGUAUUGAUAUAUGUAUGUUGGCUAAUCAUCACUUGUAGCAGGAUUCUAUUUAUAAAUAAGUAAUAUAGUUGUUUGUGGUUCAUGAAUAA
Molecule: messenger RNA, 859 nt
Organism: Rosa chinensis
Lineage: Eukaryota; Viridiplantae; Streptophyta; Magnoliopsida; Rosales; Rosaceae
Product: PR domain zinc finger protein 2
Exons: 2
Coding region: 66-671 (201 amino acids)
Source: RefSeq, a predicted model, not a curated record